Babesia sp. Xinjiang is the source of this 2577-nucleotide messenger RNA. RefSeq names its product Valine--tRNA ligase (gene valS). Gene Ontology annotation, cellular component: cytosol. Lineage: Eukaryota; Apicomplexa; Aconoidasida; Piroplasmida; Babesiidae. The record is from RefSeq and is a predicted model, not a curated record. Gene Ontology annotation, biological process: valyl-tRNA aminoacylation. Gene Ontology annotation, molecular function: valine-tRNA ligase activity; ATP binding; aminoacyl-tRNA deacylase activity. The coding region runs from base 1 to 2577 and encodes 858 amino acids. The transcript is spliced from 2 exons.
AUGAAGUUGGCGGCGUUUUCGUCGUUGUUUCUGGCUUUGUUGCAAUUAUCUGCUACAUUUACUUUACGCAAGGCAACGCAGAAGGUUGGCAGCUCUGUAACCAGUAGGUCACCGCCACUGAACGCGGAAACAUCUGAAGGGCGGCUGGUACAGCUUAUAACACCUCCACCAAAUCUCACUGGCGACCUUCAUAUAGGAAACGCGUUGAAUCUCGUCUGUAGCGACAUAUUCUUGAGAUACUCUGAGCUCAAACAACAAUUUGUCUAUGUGAGGUUCGGCAGCGACCAUGCCGGGCAUGGACUGGAACGCAUAAUCAACCUGAAGCUAGGUCCAGAGAGCGCCCAUGCUGAGCGUCUGCGCGCAGCUUUACUUCAUUGCAAAGCCGUAAGAAGCGACCAUCUAAAGACGCUUCGCAGCUUAGGUGUGGACUGGUUAGAUGAUGGCUGGACAUUAAGCCGACGUAACAAAGACGUCGCCCGGGAAGCGUUCGUUGAGCUGUUUCGACAGGGUCACAUUACGGAGCGUCUGUACCCGACUUUUGCCAAAGUUACGGAGAAUGGUGUUGCUUUCAUAGACGUAGCGGAUGUGGAAUUCGUGAGUAAACCGGUAACGGUCUUCUCCAUAGGUUUGAGGCUACUGGAUGGCAAUGCCGCAUCAGCAGGGAACGGCGAACUACGUUCAGGUGAAACAGAACAUAACAUAUAUCGCGAUGCGGAAAGAAUCAAAGUCAAUACCACUAAUCCCGCGCUGCUACAUGCCUCUGUCGCAGUCGCUGUGCCAGAGAAGGUGUACGAACAGGUCAGGGGCAAGGUGGCAGUGCUCCCAGGAUCCAAUCGAGAAAUACCCAUGGUACCAGUUGGAAGAUUAAAUGAUACUGGUGCUGCGCUAGUAUGCCCCGGGUAUUCCGAAGCAGACUUCCAGCUGGCGUGGGAGCAUGGCCUCGAUGUCAUCAACAUAACCGACAAACAAGGGAGGAUGCAAAACACACCACAAAACCUCUUAGGACUCACUUUCGCCGAAGCAAAAGACCAAAUGUUAGCGUUAUUCGAACCUGUCAAGACAGUGGAGAUGGCAGUCCCCCAACUGGUAGGAGGCGAAGGCUACGGCGUCCAUAUUCAGCCUGCACCUCAAUGGCUACUGGACGUACGCUCUAUAUCCCAGACCGCUAAAAGUGUUCUGGAUCGAUUGGACGUCGACCCACCUAGCCGCCUGGCCAUGUUACGUCGGAGAGUGGAAUCUACACAACCCUGGUGUGUUAGUCGUAACGGGUGGUGGGGUCUGCGUGUGCCUGUGUGGAGACUGACGAAGGGAGCCAUCACAACGAAUAUACCAGCCACCUCGGAAUUGGAGGCACAAGAGCGCGCCUCACAACACCUGAAGGUAACAUUUAAUGAGGCAUUGAAGGAAGGUUACACGUUAGAGCAGGACACGCGCACAUUAGACACGUGGUUUACAUCGGCACUUUGGCCUAUAUACACGCGUCCGGACCCCAUUGUUUCAGGAGUGCUUUCUCCUACUCCCAGUACAGACCAUAAAUUAUCCAACAACAGCGGGGCCGAAAUUUCGGAACCGGGCGUAACUCGUGUCCUCUACACAUGUUACGAUAUCCUACACAGUUGGGUAGCACGUAUGCUGCUGCUCUGCACUAAGCUUUCCAAUGGAAAAUUGCCAUUCGACUGUUUGGUGUUGCACGGUAUCGUGAAUGACGCUGCUGGGAGGAAAAUGAGCAAAUCCAAGGGAAACACCGUAACGGCAGCGGAAUUUGUUAGGGGCUUCGGGACGCUCAACGGUUUCCCGGACUUUACAAAGCCCAGUGUAGUAGACCAGUUCUUGGGAAAUAUGUUCGAAACACCGUCACACCAUUAUGACCCACUGGCAGUGGCACAGGCUCGAAUGACCCUGGCUGCAGCGGCCUCAAAGGGUAACGUGUGUCACGACAUCGAAACCUACCGCGAACGGGUACAAACCAUGCUAAAGAAGGUGGCCCAAAUUACGAAUUACGUCAGCAAAGUCUGUAAUAAACAAAGCCUACGUCGCAUGUGGGAUGUGGAUAGCGACAAAGGGACUCGCCCGUCCUUCGUCACGACGGCCAUUGUCGCUGGUUUCGCUCGGCAUGGUCGUGAAGUCGGCCAAAAUAUCCAGUCUUUCAGCUUUCGCCGCGCUUUGGAAGACUUGGAGCGCUGUGUUGGUGUUUUCUCCAAUUACACAAUUCCCGCACAUCGUAGUCAAGUAUCCAGCGAUGCAGUGUUGACUCAAGGAUAUCGCCAACUCCUACGCCUAUUCAUGCCAUUUGCGCCACAGCUGUUGCGGGCAAUGCCACUGCCCUUGGGGCUUGCCACCAGCGGCGAACUGCUGCAAUGGCCAGACUUUGGACCUGUCGACCCCGUAGGUGAAGGCGGGUUUGAUGCCAUCGAGUCUGCUGUGCGGCAGCUGCGACGACAGACUUUAGACGGGGCCAAGACUGCUGUUGUAGUAGCUCCUCAGGAUUUCAAAGGAGAUCUGGAACAGCAUAAACCAUUUCUGGAAUAUCUACUCAAGUUAACGUACAACACGAUCGUCGAUUUUAAUAUACAAUAG